This is a messenger RNA of Biomphalaria glabrata, 6496 nucleotides long. RefSeq names its product sushi domain-containing protein 4-like. Bases 225 to 2159 code for a protein of 644 amino acids. The transcript has 10 exons. The record is from RefSeq and is a predicted model, not a curated record. NCBI's taxonomy places the organism in Eukaryota, Metazoa, Mollusca, Gastropoda, Planorbidae.
AAUGGCGUCAAACUUUUUGUUUUCUGUCAUCAUUGAAUUCAUUGUUUAUUUAUUAUUUUAUAGAUCUAGAAUCUAGGUAGUUAAUUAUAUUGAAGGGUCAUAUUUCUUAAAAUCUUAAUGGCUCAAGCAUUGGUUAAUAUUCCAAAAGACAAGCAAAAGAUUGGAGAUCAUAAGCAGUUUAAUUAAAGUGACAAAAUUAAACAACAAAAAGCCUCAUUAACAAAAUGAAAAGUUACUAUGUAUUUUGUAUCUUUUGGAUUUCAUCUAUUGAAUCUUCUGUGACUUCAAGUGAAGGGAAGUGUCCCCCUGUUAUGUCGAUUGAAAAUGGGCUAGUCACUUAUGAUAUCAAUACUCACACUAUGAACUAUGUCUGUGAUAGUGGAUAUCGCAUGAAGGGUCAGAGUAAAAUGAUAUGUGUCAAUGGCACAUGGAAUCCAUCCAAUCCACCCACGUGUCUCAAGGAAACUGUUGGAAAUUCUGUUUUCUGCUUGAUUGACCCUGAGAUCAGGAACGGAAAGAUGGCUUACACCCCAGUUAGAAUGAAAGGCACUUUGGCAGUGGUAUUUUGUGAUGCUGGAUUUUCUACUGAUGACACAUUUCAGCCAAACUUUCCAAUAGUUUGUAGCUCGAAUGGAGAGUGGACCAUGCCCAAUGGAAAUACACGUCUAUCUUCCUGUACUAAGAAAUACUGUCCCAGCCCUCCAGAUGUUCCAAAAGCUCUACAUCGUUACACUAGCUACAAUCCAAACAUGUCAGAUGGUCUAGAGGUUGAAUACAUCUGCUCCAGUGGCUAUGUUCUUCUUGGUCCUGUCUCCAGUGCCCGUCUAAUUUGUCGUAAUGGCCAGUGGGAGGGGCCUAUACCAACCUGUGUACAAGAGGAGGACUGCCCCUCUCCAGGACUCAUUCAGCAUGGCAAGUGGGAGUUGGUCAACAAAGGUAAACAAGACCUGGCUUCUUACAAUAUGGAAGAAGGGAGCUACCCAAAGUAUGUGAUUGGAGCUGUGGUGGAGUACAGCUGUAAGCCUGGGUAUAAAUUAAUAGGAUCAGGGGUGCUGCAGUGCCGUCCUGACAAAAUUUGGUCUAAAGUUCCUCCCAUCUGCGUUCUCGAGAGUGAUCCAACCUGGUACUGCCCUGAUUUUGUGCCUAUCAGCAAUGGUGUCUGCAAAUGUAUGGGACAAGACUCCAGUGACCUGACACUCUGCAGGCCCUUUUACAGAGGCAUCCGCAUCGAGUGUGCCUGUGCCCCAGGCUUUAAAUUACAGGGUGUAGAUGUGCUUACUUGCAUACACAGCUCUGCUAGCAAUAAUGGAAGGUGGGACUGGGAGUUUCCUAGCUGCUUAUCAAACAGUGAGAUUGAUUUGAUUCCUGAGGUUCAAAAUGAAGGCAAGUCCUACAGUUCUGGUGAUAUUAGUGAUUCCAAAAAUAAGGAAUCCUCCCUGGUGAUUGUUGUGACCACAGCUUGUAGUGUUCUGGGAGUUCUUUUGUUGAUCAUGGUUGUUGUCGUGAUCAGAAGAAAGAAGCCAGGAGCACCUCAUUUGUUCCAACAAGGACCAGCUCCAACACCUUAUGCUCGAGUCCACAACAACUCCAUGGAUGAACAUGAUAGGAUGGCUCUUAUGGCUUAUGCUGAUGCUUCAGGAAUACAUCUUCCCUCUUAUGAGGAGUCCAUGAGAUCUAGCAAUGGAGCUGGUUUCUCCGUUGUGGGUUGUGGUGUAAGCCCAAGCACUUCCGAAUAUCGGAGGCUGCUCCCUGCAAGUCACCCAGGAGUUCGGGCGGCCAUUUUGCAUCAACAGAAUGUGGGUGGUGAUGGAAACAACAACAUAAACAACAACAAUAACAACAACAGCAAUCGUCUCUCUGUGGUCACCACCAGUACAAUGAAUCGAGAUGGAGUCUCUGAAAUGUUUGGCUCAAUGGACACUGUCAAUGUCAGCAUGAGUGAUGCAUCAACGUCUGUGAGGGUGGAAACCUUUGACUCUGGUACCUCCAACAGGUCUAUCUCAUCACGGACGGCUAGAGCAGGCAGUCUGAACUCAUCUAAUGACCAACUGUCGAAUGUGAAUGAUGAUGCUCCACUCUUAGAGACCAGUUCACAGAGGGAAGCUGAUGUGGUCAGUGUAAGUUCAAAUCCCAGCCGGUCAAGUAAAGAGGAACCCUGAGAUCUCCCCCUUCUAGUUUCUAGUUUGGCUUUGACCUCAUUUCAGUUUCUUUAUCGUUGUGAGUUGAGACACCAAGUGGAGUCGUUUUGUUUUCUUAAGUACUACUUAACAAACAGAAGUAUUUCAGUCUCAUUUUUUAGCUUUAUCUUUCAAUACUUCACUGAGUGAAUCAAAUGAGUGGACAGUGACACUACUACAAUGAGUGAAUCAAAUGAGUUCCCCAAGACAUCAGUGAAAUGAACAAGAUGCUGAUCACAGAUUUAUGUCACAUAACUGAUCACAGAUAAUUUAACAUUGACAAGGUUUAUUCUGUACCACAUGAUCAGCAAUGGUUGAAACCAAAUGAAACGUUUUGUUCCUGUCAAAGCAAAAAAACAUGAAAUGCUUUUAGUCUUGUGAUAUUUCUACUAGAGAUCAUCGUUUCAUGGAUCAUAAUUUUCAUGUAGCAGAUCUUGUUCUUGUCAAAAAAUGAAAUAACCAGUUCAUAGUGCGGAACAUUUUUUUAUUUGUAUAUAAUUUAAGAAAAUGAGAACAACGAUUUGUCAGAUUAUUUUAAUUUUAAAAUCAUUUUUUAAUUACUAUUUUAUAUUUACAAUAUGGAUAAGUUAUACAUGAGAAUCUAUUGCUACAUGAAGUAAGACAAAUGAAAAUAGUCAAUAGUCAUAUGAUAUAUCAAAGUGAGUUUAUACAUUGUAUUUUUGCUUUACAAGCUUAGUGAUAACAAACUUAUUUCCCCUGCAUGGCAUUUGAUUUAGAUCAUGACAUAUAUAACUUUUGAGAUGCUGAAAAAAACAUUUGUUUAGUUUUAUAAAUUAAUCUGAUCUACCAAACACAGUAGCACCCCAUGAUUAACAUUGAAAACAUUUCUUACUGUUUCUGUAUCAACAAUGGUAGAGAGUGUUUGAGUUUUAGAUUCGACGAGAGGUAAGGAGUAAAUUCUAUGCAUUAGUUUAUAUUCACAUUAUAGAUUUAUUCAGUUUGACAUAAGGCAGUUAGAUCUUGCAAGUAUGAAAUGAAUUCUAGUAUUCAGCAGAUGUGUGUGAGUGUUUAUUGUUAAAAAGCUCAACAUGAUGAUUUGACUUUGACUAGAUACAUUUCUAGUUUGAUAUAUUUCAAAUUAUGUAUGUAAAAUUAUUUGAGCAUGCAUUUUUUAUAUUUCUGUGACAUCUGUAGGAAAUGAACUAAACAUUUUGAAAGUGUAGAUCUCUGUGAUUAUAUUAUCUCAAUCUCAUGGCUAUUAUCAAUAUAAAAAAUUUUUAAAAUUUAAAUUUUCUAAUUAAGCAAGUUAUGUAAUAUAUAUAUACACAUGAAAACAAACUUUAUGGUGGACUGAGCUUUGACAAGAUUUAACUCUACCAAACUUGUUCUUGUAUUUGACUGAACACAGACACCUGGGAACCAAUUUACUAAGUGAUAUUAUUUUAGCUUUUUGUGUGUAUUUUACUGAAGAUUUUACUGACGUUUUAUUGAAAUGGUUUUAAUGUAUAUUAUGUUUUGUGGUACCAUGAUUUUUUUUAAAAACUUGAAUGUAAUUUAUGAGUAUUAGUUCUAAACAUAUUUGCCAGGCCAGUUGUUGCAAUUCAAUUGUUGCAUUGCAUCAUUUUGGUGUUUUGGUGAUGAUUUGUAGUACCAUGAUAUUUUUGUUUAACUUAAAUGUAAUUUAUAAGUAUUAUUUCAAAACCUAUUUGCCAGGCCAGUUGUUGAAAUUCAAUGAUUGCACUUCAUCACUUUACUGUUUGGUGAGUUUGCUAUUCAAGUAUGGGCUGAUGUAGAUUCUGUGAAUAUUGUAAGCUGGGCAUCAAUGUAAGAGUGGCCUAAAUGAAUCAAUGUUUUCAUCUUUAAUUGUUUGGUUGUUCUUGGAUGUAUUUCUAUUCUAUUCCUUGAGAUGUUCCGGAAGACUUGUGAUAAUGAUUCUUAGCAUAAAAAUGUUUGGUACAAAUGAAGCAAGCCAUAAGUCAUAGCUGAAAUGAAGUUAUUUAAAUCUGUAAGAGUGUUUCAUGAGUUUAACUUGAUCUUUGCUUAAGCCUUUUUAUUAUGGUACAUAGAAUAGCAAAACAAACAGAAGAAACAACAUAUAUAUAAAACAAAUAUUCACCUGAUUUAACUUUUUAAAACUUAUUAACAUUUCAUUGCCAUUCGGAAAUAAUGUUUUUUUUUAUAAACAAUACAAUAUUCUCUUAAGCAUGACAUUUAGGCUGAUGUUUUUCUUACUUAGACCCUUCCUCACCAUUUGGUGCAUUGGGUGGCAAGCUGUCUUCCUAAAGAUCUGUCACUGGCAAUGUCUGAAGAUUCUUUCCAACUGUUGUCCACUGCUCUGAAAUCCUCACUACGGAGUGUGGCUGUUACGAGCAUAUGAGACUCUUAAUUAUUCACCAACAAACUCAUCUAUAAUAGGUUAUGAAGACUUUUGUUCACAUUACUCCAUUUCUAGGUCUUCUUUCUCUAACCCUUUCAACACGUGUUCGCACCAUUUCACACAUUCACACUAUACACAUUCACACUAUGCUGCGCACAUAACAGUGGCAUUAUAUAGUUUAUUUGAUCAACCUUAUUUGUUUGGAUGUUUUUGUAUUUUUUAAUCUGCUUUGCACUGGGAUGCAUAAUAUUCUAUAAAACAAACAGUAGAAUCAGAAAAUAGUUUCUUUCAGUACAGCAGUAUGAACAACAACAACAAAAAAGCACUUGAUGUAUUAUGACAUGUUCUGUUAAGUUAGUCAUUGUUAGCAUGUCUCUACUGCUAGUACUGCACUGUCUGUGUGCUUCUUUGUUUGCUAAAUUUUUCUUGCACUCCAUUGUGGCAAUUUUUUUUUUUUUUUUUUUUUUUUGCAGAGUUGUUUUUUCUCUCUGCAUUUCUUUUUAUGUUAGAAUAUUUUCUCUUUGCCUGUCACCUGUUUUAAAACAUAUUUGAUCUCUGAUGUACCUGAAUUCAAUAGUUUCAAGGAAUGCACAUAUACAGCAGAAAAACUGAAAAGACAUUCAUGCAAUACUUUAUAUAGUAACCUUUAUUUCACAGACAACACCUACAGACUUGGACUGUAAACCAAUCAAGGGAAGCUAAUGCAACCUUUUAUAUAGUUUUUUUCAAAAGCUGAUGUUCUGUUGUUGAUUUACCUCCCUCUCCCUCUUUAACCUAGCUACACUGAUCAGUUUUUUUAGAUCUUCUAUACACUACAAUCAGAGUCUUACACAAUUGUAUUCCCCUGAGUAGAAUUAGAAUUUGUUUGAUGUCUGAAUCCUGUAUCAUACAAUUGAGGUUUUUGUUUCUUGUGUAGAUGUUUGUCUAGAUCAUAUUAGAAAAUGUUGACAAGUUGAGUUUUGAUUUAGUCUUCUGAUGAUUGGCUUCUUGUCCUUUUUUAUUGACUUUUUUUUUCUGCUUGAAGAUCUGUGAGUGAUGGAUACAGAUGUUUUUAUUGGAUGAAUGUAUAUAUGGCCAUAAUUUUAAGAAGCUUUGUUCAUUAAAUGUCAUUGUGCAAAGGUAUAGGUUCCUUCUUACUAACUUCUAAACAAACCACCUCAAUCUUGACUAGAUCUGUAACUUGUCAAAAGUUGUACAUGUUACUGCAGUCACCAAUGUUUACAUUACAAAACAAAGCCUAAUGUUUAAACCACAAACAAAGCCAACUAUUUACUUAUUGUAUAUGAACUAUUUACUGCAACUGUUUACAACUUUCAAAUUACAAUGUACUUCAUAGGUUACAAUUCUGGUUUGCUCCUGGAUUCCAACCCUUGACAUUCAGUUUUGCCCAGAGCUAUGCCAUUAAGGUGCAUUAAAUAGUUCUCAAAGGCUGAUGUUGAAAUAAAAGAAUUCCAAACCAAAAUCUGUCCAAGUGAUGACUCUAAGAAAACACUGAAGGCUGGCUGUAAUGUAUAAUGUAGUUCUGCUGUCUCUUCUUCUAUUCAUUUUUCAGUGUGAUAUUUUGAGUCAAAAACUAUUUCUUAUACGCUUUUUAUUUCUUCUGUUGUUGUAUUUUUAUAUAUAUCAUGCUGAUGUACAUGACUAGCAACAUUUCUCUCAAACUGAAAGCAAUAUUGGAACAUCUAAGUUUUAAGGCAGGGAAAAAAGUAAGAUGUAAUAAACUUGAUAAAACUAUUUAGAAGAAACUCCUUUAACAUUAACGGAGAGGUGAAAGUUUUGCUUUAUUUUGUUUUGUUUGUUUUGUUUUUUUUCCUACUAAUGUUUCAUGAAUGAAAUCCAUUUGAACAUGGAGUAAAUCUUGCUGUACUUGUUGAAUGUACUUCCUUGACCAGAUAUUUUCCUUUCACAUAUUAUUAUAGCAGGUUAUAUAUGAUGACAGUAAGAAUAAAAUCUUAUUUAAUUAUAGAUGCAAUUAUAACUA